AUGGAAGCAACCGCAGCCGGGGAGCCACUCCCGUCACUCCUCGAUCUCAUCACCAAAGUUGACAAUCUUCCCCUCGACUUUCCCGCCAACAGCAGCCCCUACUACAAGUUCCUCCUCCCGCCUGACCCCCGCCCGCACGGCUUCAUCCACCCCACCACCGCCGAGCACCUCCCGUGGCCCUCGUCCUUUGCCAUUGACCACGCUGCCGCCACCGUGACACUCGCCGUCCCCACGGCGGCCCUCGCCAACGCCGCGCUGCAGGCCGCCGUCGACGCCGCGCUCGCCUGCGGCCGCGACCGUUUCCCCACGCUCAGCGGCCUGCACAGCGAGCACUUUCUCAUCCCCGGCGUCGCGCCCGCCGCGUACCCGGACCCGGCGCCGCUCCGGGUCGAGCGCUUCGCCGCGACGCUGUUUGGCAUCAACACCCGCGGCGCGCACCUGACGGCCUACGUGCGCGACCCGGCGACGGCCGCCGUCGCCGGCAUCUGGGUCGCCCGCCGCAGCCGCUCGCUGCACACGUACCCGGGGAUGCUGGACAGCGCCGUCGCGGGCGGCGUCAAGGCCGACGACACCCCACGCGAGUGCAUGCUCGCCGAGUCGCUCGAGGAGGCGCGGCUGACGCCUGCGGUCGUGGCGCCGCGGCUUCGCCCCGUCGGCGUCGUCACCCUGGCGAACCGGAACCCGCGCACGGAGCUGGUCCACGGUGAGAUCCUGUACGUCUACGACCUGGAUCUCUCGCCGGAUGAAGGGACGGACGACGCAAGGGCCUCAGGCUUGGUGCCGCUGCCGGGCGACGAUGGCGAGGUGGAGGAGUUUAUGCUGAUGGGCUGGCAGGAGGUGCUGCGGCGGAUGAAGGCGGGCGAGUUCAAGCCGAAUGUGUGCGCCAUCAUGAUUGACUUCUUCAUUCGUCAUGGCCUCGUGACGCCAGAGACCGAGGAGCAGUACGUAGAGAUCUGCAACAGGCUACGCAGAAAACUGCCAAUGCCCACCAAUGGUCUUGAGACGUGGCCAUAG
Molecule: messenger RNA, 1014 nt
Organism: Akanthomyces muscarius
Lineage: Eukaryota; Fungi; Ascomycota; Sordariomycetes; Hypocreales; Cordycipitaceae
Exons: 2
Coding region: 1-1014 (337 amino acids)
Molecular function (GO): 8-oxo-dGDP phosphatase activity
Source: RefSeq, a predicted model, not a curated record